Messenger RNA from Mesorhabditis belari, 249 nucleotides. The record is from the annotation of a GenBank genome assembly. NCBI's taxonomy places the organism in Eukaryota, Metazoa, Nematoda, Chromadorea, Rhabditida, Rhabditidae.
AUGCAAAUGCUGGCACGGGCACAUUUAACCGCUCUAUGCCUCCUGUUGAUCGUCGCCGGAGUGAAUGGGGGCAAAUGUCUCGACAACUACAGCUUCUACAAUCCAGAAUCGUGGGUCUGCGCGACUAUGGGCCGAAUUUUCCCCGAAACUCGGAAUGCCCUCAUUCGAGACAGAAACAAUGGAUUCAAUUUCAUGGAAAGACAUUGGCGUCAAGUGGGUGUGCCCAUCUUCCAGGGCUAUCGACCGAGA